Molecule: messenger RNA, 657 nt
Organism: Emiliania huxleyi CCMP1516
Lineage: Eukaryota; Haptophyta; Isochrysidales; Noelaerhabdaceae
Exons: 1
Coding region: 1-657 (218 amino acids)
Source: RefSeq, a predicted model, not a curated record
AUGCUUCGCGUCUCGCUGGUCGCCUUUGCCGUCGCCGCCACCAUCGGGGCGCCCGUCCAGAGUGCCGGAACCAGCUCCGACGUCCGCAAAAUCCUAUCGAAAAAUUCAACCAAGAUCGACACCGCACACGACAACAUCAAAGACCCGGACGCUCUCCAACGUGGCCGCGCACUCGUGAACGGAUGCAGUUGCGUCACACAAGGGACGUGCAACACGUUUGUAUGCCCGUCUGGGUAUCUCCACAGGGAGAACGCCGCGCAGCUCUUCUGCGACGAUGUGGCGUGCAUCAAUACAAACUACAACACAUGCUGCGUGUCCGCCGCGCUGUGCAACACGAUGGCAUGCCCGUCUGGGUAUCGCCUCAGAGAGAACGCCGCGCAGCUCUUCUGCGACGAUGUGGCGUGCAUCGAUACAGACUACAACACAUGCUGCGUGUUCGACGGCCCGCCACCCACCCUGGCAUGCCCGUCUGGGUCACGCCUCAGAGAGAACGCCGCGCAGCUCUUCGACUACAACACAUUCUGUGCGUUCGAAGGCACCUGCGCGAGUUACUCCUGCCCAACAGGUUUGGAGCUCAAGCCCAACGCGGAUGAUCUUUGGUGCGCAAGCUCUAUGUGCACCGAUAUGGAUGUCGAUGAGUGCUGUCAGUACUCGUAA